CAAGGGUUUCAGAGAAGGGAACAUGCAAGACCAAAAUUUCCUGUCAACCACUAAUGCCCAUACAGAAAUGAGGCCAAGAGUCUGACAGCUAAGUAGGAGCUUCCUUGUGGGGAAGUGAGGCAGCUGAGCCGUCCCAAAGCCCCAGCUUGAGGAACUGGUCAGUGAGCCUCAGGGCUUGCAGCUGCUGUAGAAAGCCGAGGGUCUCUUGCAGAUCCCAGAGAAGCCAGAGUUUCCCAGCGAAACAGUGACCUGCAAAGGAAAGCAGGACCAUGUGGACAUCCCCCGUUUCAGUCUGGUUUCUUUUCGUAGGCUGCUGGGCAGUAAGAGGCCCUGGCACAGUGCAUGGUCCAGAAGGCGGGUCGGUGUCUGUGCCAUGCCACUAUAAGGAAGGCUACGAAGAGUAUCCGAAAUUCUGGUGCAGACGCAAAAUCAUGCUGUGCAUCCUCAGUCAGAUCCUGGAGACCAAUGGGACAGAGGCCAAGAUGCACUGGGGCCGAGUCUCCAUCCUGGACAACCACAUUCAGCACAUGUUCACGGUGACCCUGGAGAGCCUGACCCAGGCAGACACUGGGAUCUACCUAUGUGGGGUGGCAAGGACUGGGCUGCCCCAUCCCAGAGACUCUGUGGAAGUGAUCGUGUCUCCAGCUCCUCCUUCAAACGCGGCUGUAAAGAUGACAAAAUCAACAGAGCAGCCAGAGGCUUCUGCCUUCACGUGGACGGUGACUGAUGAAGAUGCAUCCAGACCGUCUGCAUCGAGCCCCAUGGACGACAACGGCAAGAGCAUUCAGGACCAAGAACAGCAGACCCACAUCUACAUCCUGGCCGUGAUCUUCCUCCCCGCUCUGUUCCUCCUGGGUCUGAUCUCUGCGGCGAUCUGCGUGGCUGUGCGCGCCAGGAGGAGGUCCACAAGCACAGUGCACAGCAGACCUGCUCAGAACCUGCCUCUUUCCCAGCCUCUGAACUGAGAGGCACCAGCAGAAGAAAGGGGCAUCCCCAGCCUCGUGUCCUGGGGGAUUUGUCCUUGCCUCAGAGGUGAGAUCAGUUUGCAGGAUAAAAGCGAGGGGGAAAGAGCCAAUCACACACCACCCUUGUGGGAAUGGCACCUGAAUUGCAUUUGGAGUUUGGCUGAUCCUACAUCGAAUGUGUUUGCUGGGCCCUUUUAACCCUCUGUCCUCUCAGUCCUUUUUGCCCUCUACAUCAUCAGGAUCUGGGGCAGGCUAUCAGCCUGCAUCUGUCCCUGCUCACCGUCCUCUGAGGCCUGACUCCUUAAUACUCAGUUGUGCUAUAAACCCCAUUUCCUGCGGAUAACAGCUGUUUGGACCAGGGAAGUCCUGUGCCCGCAGAAGAGGAAGCAACACUUUGUCCAGGGACAAGGCGGCGAGAGCGCCAAACCAAAUACACAGCAGGCUCAGGCCCCACAGAAGCCACAGGGGCUAGCACAGCGAUGAAGGGACACGGGGCUGUCCAUACCAUCCCCACAAUCAGUGCAGGCACCUCAGGAACAAGUAGGAGCUCCUGGGUAAGCCUUCUCCAAGAGGGACCGGGAACCCUAGAAGUCAUUCUCACCUCGGUCAAAAUACCCUUCAUCUGCUGAAAGCAUCAAGUCCAGGCUUCGGUGGACAGCUGGGAACAUUGCUGGCAUUUGUGCAUCCAGGGCUGUGACCGGUGGCUAGAGGUGCUAGGAAAGACCAUCCCUCUCAAAAAGAAGACGUGUUUUCAAAGCAGUUUCUCGUCAGACACAGCAAGGCUUCCGCACAACUUGAGUCCCAACUUUGGCUCGCUUGUCCACCACAAACUGCAUCCCCGCAGGGAUUCGGCGGAGCCUGUCAAUCUGUCUGGCAGACGAACAACAUACAUGCAAGUAAAUAUAUCUUUCAGAAUGGGUCACAUCCCUUCCCAGGAUUGUGAAGGCAUUUCUUUGAUAUUUCUUUUCAUUUGUUUCAUUUUAUUUUAUGAUUAAUAUGGAGACAUGCAGAAGGUAGGAACUUUUUAAAAGUCCUCUGACUCUAAAUAAAAAAAAUAUAA
Molecule: messenger RNA, 2025 nt
Organism: Alligator sinensis (Chinese alligator)
Lineage: Eukaryota; Metazoa; Chordata; Crocodylia; Alligatoridae
Product: CMRF35-like molecule 7
Exons: 5
Coding region: 270-965 (231 amino acids)
Cellular component (GO): plasma membrane
Molecular function (GO): transmembrane signaling receptor activity
Source: RefSeq, a predicted model, not a curated record